Salmo salar (Atlantic salmon) is the source of this 2684-nucleotide messenger RNA. Its product is annotated as neuronal acetylcholine receptor subunit beta-2. Lineage: Eukaryota; Metazoa; Chordata; Actinopteri; Salmoniformes; Salmonidae. The record is from RefSeq and is a predicted model, not a curated record. Gene Ontology annotation, biological process: monoatomic ion transmembrane transport. Gene Ontology annotation, cellular component: postsynaptic membrane. Gene Ontology annotation, molecular function: acetylcholine-gated monoatomic cation-selective channel activity; transmembrane signaling receptor activity.
AUAACUUUGACAUCAGGCAUCAUGGUGCCCACAUAGUUAUUCUGCAUGGGCUAUCAAUCUCGCUCUAUUUAGAUCUUUAGGGGCAAGUUUUUAACCCUGUCAUGAUCAUGCGUUAUGGUGAUGACUGCUUGGAAGCCUGAACAUAAAAAAGUGUUAUUUUAUUUGUCAGAUUAAAAGCCGUAUUUUGUGUUAUUUGAGUGGCGCCCCAUGGAGAAGGGGUUUAACUUAAACCAAAAUGUGUUUUUCCAAGGAUUAAUCCCCCUUCAAUUAAAAUAAGUAAAUGCAGCCUAUGUCUGAAAGGCUUUCCCGAACGACCGCCUCGGGGAUCUCUACUGUAAUUGCUUCAUGUUUGUUGUCACAAAUGUCAACUGUGUAGAUCAGAACUGAGCGAUAUAUGGAGACUGGAACCUAUCGCAGCCCGACGGAGAGCACACCAGGCGGGCAGGGCAAAGUGAGGACGACCCCUUUAAUCAUUCAUCUACAGGACUACCCUAUCUCCGGUAACUGGUCAUCCAUCUCCAGAGCCGCCACAUUUCAGGGAAAAUAACGUUUCAAUACUCAAGUCAAAUUAGGGAAACCUUUUCUGCGCCCCCGGUUUGCUGUGCGCUCACAGUUCCUGGUGGGGGUCGGACGCGUAGCCCCACUCAGACGCGUUGUGACAGAAACAAGCCUCCGCAUCUGGGAAGACUGAACAAUCUUCUCCUCGCCUCGUAACGACAUUUGAAGCCUCUCCCUUUAUCAAACCAACGGGCAUCAUCGGAUACCAACGACUUAAAAUGACACCUUAAGUCACCCUCUUACCGCGCGCUGGUGUGUGCUGUCUCUGGUAUUAUUUUUCAUUUUCACACUGAGGGCGAAAAGGGGGGAAACAGACAACUCGUACAUCUCCAAGUUUUCGGGUGUCGGUCGCAGUGGAGGGAGUGAAAGGCGAUGGCAGACCGGGCGACAGCAGCGCUCGCUCUCCUGGUUCUCACCUUGGCAACUGCCUUGGGUGCGGAGAUAGAGGAGCGACUGGUGACCCACCUGCUGUCUCCAGAGCGCUACAACAAACUGAUCAGACCUGCUGUCAACAAGAGCCAACAGGUCACCAUCCAUAUACAGGUGUCCCUAGCCCAGCUCAUUAAUGUGAAUGAGAGAGAACAGAUCAUGACCACCAACUGCUGGCUGACUCAGGUAUGGAAUGACUACAGGUUGGUAUGGGACCCAGAAGAGUAUGAGGGCAUAAAGAAGGUCCGCCUCCCGUCUCAACACAUCUGGCUGCCUGACAUCGUCCUCUACAACAAUGCGGAUGGGAACUAUGAGGUGUCAUUCUACUCCAAUGCGUUGGUCUCCAACAACGGAGAGGUGUACUGGCUGCCUCCCGCCAUCUACAAGUCGGCCUGCAAGAUCGAGGUCCGCGACUUCCCCUUCGACCAACAGAACUGCACGCUCAAAUUCCGGUCCUGGACCUACGACCGCACGGAGAUCGACCUGAUCCUGCUCAGCGACUUCGCCAGCCGCGACGACUUCAAGCCCAGCGGCGAGUGGGACAUCGUGUCCCUGCCGGGACGCAAGAACGAAGACCCCUCUGACAUCACCUACCUGGAUAUCACCUAUGACUUCAUCAUCAAGCGCAAGCCACUGUUCUACACCAUCAAUCUAAUCAUCCCCUGUGUGCUGAUCACCUCUCUGGCUAUCUUAGUGUUCUACCUGCCGUCUGACUGUGGAGAGAAGAUGACUCUCUGCAUCUCGGUCCUCCUGGCCCUCACUGUGUUCCUGCUGCUGAUCUCCAAGAUCGUCCCGCCCACGUCCCUAGCUGUCCCUCUCAUAGGGAAGUAUCUGAUGUUUGCCAUGGUGCUGGUCACCUUCUCCAUCGUCACCAGUGUGUGUGUGCUCAACGUGCACCACCGCACGCCCUCCACACACACCAUGCCCCGCUGGGUUAAACGCCUCUUCCUGCACCGCCUCCCCUCCUUCCUGUUCAUGCGUCGGCCGGGCAGCUCCAACAUCCGGGAGAGGUUCCGCCAGAAGCACCGGCAGCGUUCCUACUCCGACCUGAAGCUGAGAGACGGGGCGGUGGCGGUGGCCGCGGGGGGGGUGGGGGUGGCAGGGGGGUCUGGGAUGGGCGGGGCUGACUCCUUCUAUGUGAAUGAGGAGUCGGCCAAGCGGUACGGCUGGAAGAUCAGCGACCUGUCAGAGAAUACAGAGUUCAGGAAGAGGAUGACGGUGAAGUGUCACGCAGAUGUGGAGGAGGCAGUGGACGGGGUGCGCUACGUCGCCGAGAAGAUGAAGAUCGAGGAUAACGAUGAGGGGGUCAUCGAGGACUGGAAGUACGUUGCCAUGGUGAUUGACCGGCUGUUCCUGUGGAUAUUUGUGUUUGUGUGCAUCACCGGGACGUUGGGGCUGUUCAUGCAGCCCCUCUUUCAGAGCUACAACACACCCACGGCAGAUGACCUGGAGCAGAACUGACCUACGACCUUUGACCUGAAACAUGACCCUGACGCCCCCCAACACCCUCAGGGGGAACAACCACCUCGAAGGAAACAGCUACUUACCAACACCUUCAAACAGAACGGUGUCAUUUUGACACACUCACCUACUGUACGCACACAGCACACCCGCCCCCACAAUACCAACCAACGCUCCCAACCUCCCUCUUAAAGGGGUAGUUCACCCAAAUUACAAAAUGACACAUUGCUUUCCUU